UGCAUACUACUUGGCUAUGCUAUACUAUGUUGCCGUCCCAUACGGCCAUACCUUUGUCUCCUUGGAGGCAUCUCCUUGUUUCCAGAGAUAUGGAGCCUGUGGGUCCUUCCCUUUGCCUAUGUCAUUAUCGCCAAGAAUGCAUACAGCUUAGGUGAGUUUCUUUGGCUUGAUGGCACAAUCCAAGGUUGGUGGAAUGAUCAAAGAAUCCGGAUGUUCAGAAGGACAACUUCCUACUUCUUUGGCUUCCUCGAUACGAUCUUGAGGAUACUAGGCUUUGCUGAGACCACUUUUGCUGUCACUGCAAAGGUGUGUGAUGAAGAUGUGUCUCGAAGAUACGUACAAGAAAUCAUGGAGUUCGGCUCUCCUUCACCAAUGUUUACCAUUUUAGCAACACUUGCAAUGCUCAAUCUGUUCAGUUUUGCCUUUUGUGUAAAGAGGGUGGUUGUGGAUAUUCAAAUUAAAACUUUAGAGUCAUUAGCUCGGCAGAUUAUCUUAUGUGGGCUUCUUGUUCUCAUCAAUCUGCCUGUAUACCAAGGGCUCUUUUUCCGCAAGGACAAGGGCGCCAUGCCAACCUCUGUCACAUACAAAUCAGUUUCUUUAGCGCUGUUGGCCUGUUCAAUAGCCUUGUAUUAGUUAACUGUAUCAGUAAGAAGUCUCUUUACCAAAACUUUAUAAGUCUUAUAUAAGGCUCUGAAGAACUGUUAUAUAUGUAUGAUUGAUGCAAUUUCAACUUUCAAUC
Messenger RNA from Vitis vinifera (wine grape), 739 nucleotides. RefSeq names its product cellulose synthase-like protein E1. Gene Ontology annotation, biological process: plant-type primary cell wall biogenesis. NCBI's taxonomy places the organism in Eukaryota, Viridiplantae, Streptophyta, Magnoliopsida, Vitales, Vitaceae. The record is from RefSeq and is a predicted model, not a curated record. Gene Ontology annotation, molecular function: mannan synthase activity. The transcript is spliced from 2 exons. Gene Ontology annotation, cellular component: trans-Golgi network; plasma membrane. Bases 211 to 633 code for a protein of 140 amino acids.